Molecule: messenger RNA, 1259 nt
Organism: Brachypodium distachyon (stiff brome)
Lineage: Eukaryota; Viridiplantae; Streptophyta; Magnoliopsida; Poales; Poaceae
Product: histidine biosynthesis bifunctional protein hisIE, chloroplastic
Exons: 5
Coding region: 131-1024 (297 amino acids)
Biological process (GO): L-histidine biosynthetic process
Molecular function (GO): phosphoribosyl-ATP diphosphatase activity; phosphoribosyl-AMP cyclohydrolase activity
Source: RefSeq, a predicted model, not a curated record
UCUCACUUGGCCCGUCAGCCGUCACCGACAAGUCUGAGGGGGCCGAAGGACUCGCUUGACAGCGCUCCGACUCGACGCUCCGCCGCGUCGCGCAGAGCGCCGCUGCUCGCCUCGGUCGAAUUCGGCUCUCAUGGCGGCUGUGCCUCGCGCGCCCGUCUCCUCCCCAACGAGCCGCGCCGCCCUCUGGCCAGCUCGCUCCAACCCUCGCAACGCCGUGGCGCCGCCGUCGGGGGCCCUGUGGUGGCCGCGCAGGCAGACCUGCCCGGUCGUCUCGAUGGCUCCCGGCUCCGCCCGGUCGACGCCAGCAGCGCUCGCAGUCGACCCCAAGGUUGAAGCAUUACUGGACAGUGUGAAGUGGGACAUCAAAGGGUUGGCAGUUGCUAUUGCCCAAAACGUGGAUACUGGUGCCAUUCUCAUGCAGGGCUUUGCUAACAAAGAAGCACUUGCAACAACUAUAUCAACCCGAAAAGCUACAUUCUACAGCCGUUCGCGGUCUUCAUUGUGGACUAAAGGGGAGACAUCCAUGAACUUCAUCAAUGUGCAUGACAUUUUCCUGGACUGUGACCGUGAUUCAAUAAUAUACCUCGGUACGCCAGAUGGACCUACAUGCCAUACAGGGGCAGAAACCUGCUACUAUUCUUCAGUCUAUGAUGCACUACAAGGUUCGAAGUCCAAUCAAGAGAGGCAGGUUGCUACAACUCUGUACUCGCUUGAAGAUACGAUCAGUAGACGGAAGGAGGAAGUAGUUGCCGCAGGAAGUGGCAAACCAUCAUGGACGAAAAAACUGCUGCUUGAUAACCAGCUGCUUUGCUCGAAAAUACGUGAAGAAGCGGGUGAACUGAUUCAAACCCUGCUUGAGAACGAGGACAGAUCCCGUACAGCUUCAGAGAUGGCUGAUUUGCUGUACCACGCAAUGGUGCUACUUAGUGUCAAGGAUGUGAAGAUGGAAGAGGUCCUGGAGGUCCUCAGGAAGCGGUUUUCGCAGUCUGGAGUUGAGGAAAAGGCCAGCCGCAAGAAAUCUUAGCAAUGCUCACAUGUAACAUGGAUGAUUUCUCCAUCUGACUGUGUGGUGUUGUGUACUAUGGAGCAGUUCGAUAUUGUUAGACAGUCAAUUGGGGUUUAUGUUUUCUUGUUGCUGUUCAAGAACAAGACUCAAAACCUAUCUGCCAGUUUCUUGAUGACCCAAGAGUCUUCAACUUGCAGUUCCACUGUUUCCUUUGUGUUCGUGAAUAAAGUUGUUUCUUCGGGGUUACUGGUUU